Messenger RNA from Haplochromis burtoni (Burton's mouthbrooder), 2673 nucleotides. RefSeq names its product signal transducer and activator of transcription 6, interleukin-4 induced (gene stat6). Gene Ontology annotation, molecular function: RNA polymerase II cis-regulatory region sequence-specific DNA binding; DNA-binding transcription factor activity, RNA polymerase II-specific. Gene Ontology annotation, biological process: regulation of cell population proliferation; cell surface receptor signaling pathway via JAK-STAT; response to peptide hormone. The transcript has 22 exons. The record is from RefSeq and is a predicted model, not a curated record. The coding region runs from base 378 to 2651 and encodes 757 amino acids. NCBI's taxonomy places the organism in Eukaryota, Metazoa, Chordata, Actinopteri, Cichliformes, Cichlidae.
GCCCUGGUAGCUGUCCAACUGCAAACACACAGUACACACAGGUCAUGUGCGAACUUGAAGGCAGGAAAUAAAGCGCGCUCCUCUGUUCGUGCGUAACAGGGAAGUGAGUCUAACCUAGUUUCUACGUUGUUAAAAGUUGCUGCGAACGGCUGGCACCGAAAGUUCCGUUUUCUUCUGUUUUAUCGACGCGUAUUGCUCAGCUUUCCGAAUUCAGCUUCAGCAUUACAUCGAGACACUGAGUGAUGGAAGAAGGGCACGUUCUGUAGGACUGUUCGGUGGACUUGUAAGCCCAGCAGAGGGGGAAGAGGCGACGAGCUGCAGCUAUUGUUUUUUUUCAAUGUUUUGAGUUCUCUACUUAGCCGAAGCCCUGCGUGAUCAUGGCCCAGUGGAUCCACAUGACCCAGAUAUUGCAGCAUCUGCCUUAUGAGACAGUCAGCAGCCUCUAUCCACCAAACACCUUCCCGAUUGAAGUCAGGCAUUACAUAUCUGAAUGGAUAGAGAACCAACGAUGGGAGGACUUUUCACAGGAAAAGGUAGAGCAAGAGAGUCAAGCUCAAAUUCUGUUGGACCAGGGUAUCAGCAUGAUGCAAUCCGUUGCUCAGCAGAAUGCCAAUGUUGUCGAGAAGAUGAAGCUGAUGCAGAUGAGCAGGCACAUGGAACUGUUUCACCAGCAGCCACUGAAGUUUGCACUGAUGGUCAGAGACCUCCUCAGGCAGGAGAGGGCUCUGAUAAAUGGAACCUCCCCUGCACAGUACCCAGCGUACCCGACGAACGAUAUGUCCAAGCAGGACGUGGACCAACUGGUCCUGAAGGUGCUCGAAGUCCAGGAGAUCCGAAAAAAGAUGCACCAGAUACAAGAGGAGCUUAACUGGGAGAGGCAAAACUUUGAGAGUGCACACUCACAGGGGUCGUUCCAGCAGAAUGGACUUGAUUCUGCAAAUGCAGAAAUCAAGAAACUUCAGACUCACAUCCAACAGCUGGAGUACAAUAUACAAGCAAUGGCCACGAAACGUUCACAGCUGCUGAAGGAGUCUAUGGAGCUGCUGGGCAUCUGCCAGAAACGAUUUCUUAACAGGCUGACCGAGUGGAGUUGGGAGCAGCGCAAAGCAGCCAUAGGAUUUCCUUUUGAUGACAACCUCAGCCCCCUGCAGACCUGGGCUGAGCAGCUUCUUGGGAUGAAUGGAAACCUGAGACAAGAGCUGAUGCUGACUGGGGAACUGACCCCGGAGCUCCAGGAAGGGCUGUCACAACUUGUGCAGGUUUUGAUUGAAAGCUCUCUUAUAGUGGACAAGCAGCCCCCACAGGUGAUAAAGACACAGUCAAAGUUCUCCACAACUGUGCGAUAUCUGCUGGGAGAGAAGGUAGCUCCUGGGAAGCCUGUGUUGGUGAAGGCGCAGAUCAUUAAUGAAAUACAGGCCAGGAACCUGGCAAAUGUACAUGGUGAUAAUGUUGGUGAACUCAUCAACAAUUCGGCCGUCCUAGAACACAACGCAGCCACCAAGAGCACAUGCUCCAACUUCAGAAACAUGUCCAUCAAGAAAAUCAAGAGAGCAGACAGAAAAGGAUCAGAGUCUGUGACAGAGGAGAAAUUUGCCCUCCUGUUCUCCUCAGAGAUCAACAUCACAGGCUGUGAGACUCCGUACAGGAUACAGGUGAUCUCUCAGCCAGUGGUUGUUAUUGUUCACGGGAGUCAAGACAACAAUGCUGUGGCCACCAUCAUAUGGGACUGUGCAUUUUCUGAGCGAGACAGAGUACCCUUUGUGGUGCCGGACCGCGUGCCGUGGAGGAUGAUGUACAACACUCUCAACAGCAAAUUUACAUCUGAGGUUGGGACGCAGCACAACCUGGACCAGUACAACCAACACUUCUUGGCACAGAAGGUCUUUGAUAAGCCCGACUUUAAUGAGGAUUUCAGCAACAUGAUGGUUUCCUGGGCCCAGUUUAAUAAGGAGGUUCUCCCAGGUCGACCGUUUACCUUCUGGCAGUGGUUUGAGGGAGUAAUGGAGCUGACCAAGAAACACCUGAAGACCUACUGGAGCGAAGGGCUGAUAUUUGGUUUUAUUGGGAAGCAGCAUCUCCACCUGAUUCUCAAAGACAGGCCCAAUGGAACAUUCCUGCUUCGAUUUAGUGACUCGGAAAUUGGAGGCAUCACCAUCGCUUAUGUGUCUGCUACUGAAAAUGGGGGACAAAAAAUCCAAAACAUCCAGCCUUUCACCAAGAGAGAUCUUGAGAUCCGUGGCCUCGGGGACCGCAUCCGCGACAUUGACCACAUAACGUAUCUGUAUCCUGAAUUUCCUAAACAUGACGUUUUCAGAAAAUUCUACACAGCAGAGCCUACGUUGUCCACCAACGAGGGUUACAUCCCUGUGUCUCUCCAACUUAAAGUCGGCAUGGAUGCCCAACGCCCAACUUCCAGUACACCAUCUUCCUUCAACAUGGAUACCAUGCCCUCGCCUCACUCUAGCUUCAAUGUGGAGCCUAUAGCCCCAGCACCUAUAGUACAAGGGCCUGAGACCUCACAGAGUAGCUUCUCUAUGCAACAGUUCCAGUCACCGUUCAACUCAUCAGAGUUCUCUGAUGAAAUAAUAGAUGGUGCAACAACAGAUCCUGGCCUGGAGCCCAUGCUACCAGAUUUGACCUUUUUCGAUUAAUCUAGAGUCUUCCUGUGGGCUG